GGCUUCUCUUCCUCACCACCGCAUCUCACAUCCCCUGAGCUCUGCUCCAAGCACAGUCGUCUCCUCCUCCUCCUCCUGUGGUUAGAGCAAGAGGCCAGGCCGUGAAAAUGCCGAUCAGCAGGAUCGCCGUCGGGAGCCACCAGGAGGUGUACCACCCGGGCGCCCUCAAGGCGGCGUUCGCUGAGUUCAUCUCCACCCUCAUAUUCGUCUUCGCCGGCCAGGGCUCCGGCAUGGCCUUCAGCAAGCUGUCCGGCGGCGGCGCUACGACCCCCGCUGGCCUGAUCUCGGCGGCGGUGGCGCACGCCUUCGCCCUGUUCGUGGCCGUGUCCGUGGGCGCCAACAUCUCCGGCGGCCACGUGAACCCCGCCGUUACCUUCGGCGCCUUCGUUGGCGGCAACAUCACCCUGUUCCGCGGCCUCCUGUACUGGAUCGCCCAGCUCCUGGGCUCCACCGUGGCGUGCCUCCUCCUCCGCUUCUCCACCGGCGGCCUCGCCACCGGCACCUUCGGCCUGACCGGCAUCUCCGUGUGGGAGGCCCUGGUCCUGGAGAUCGUGAUGACCUUCGGCCUGGUGUACACGGUGUACGCGACCGCCGUGGACCCGAAGAAGGGCAGCCUGGGCACCAUCGCCCCCAUCGCCAUCGGCUUCAUCGUGGGCGCCAACAUCCUGGUCGGCGGCGCCUUCGACGGCGCGUCGAUGAACCCCGCCGUGUCCUUCGGCCCCGCCCUCGUGAGCUGGUCCUGGGGCUACCAGUGGGUGUACUGGGUCGGCCCCCUCAUCGGCGGCGGCCUUGCCGGCGUCAUAUACGAGGUGCUCUUCAUCUCCCACACCCACGAGCAGCUCCCCACCACCGACUACUGAGCUGGGGCUUCAGUAGCCGCCGCCGCCGCCGAGGACGACGACGACGUUCGCGCAGCAGCCGGUUCCUCCGUCCGUUUGAUCAGUUCUGCCCUCGCCGUUUAAGUUAGCUUUUCCCCGCAUCGCGUGCUGCUUGCAUCGACCACCGCCAUGUACCAUGAACCCGAAUUCUCCACCGCCGCUGCGCCGCUCGCCAUGGUUUGCUUCGAUCAGUCGCAUCAACUUGGAACUGUAACCGCCAACGUGAAUUCCGGACCCCGUUUGCUUCUGUAAAAUUUGUGAAUUUGCCCGCGAGUACUCUAUUUGUCAUCCA
Molecule: messenger RNA, 1170 nt
Organism: Panicum hallii
Lineage: Eukaryota; Viridiplantae; Streptophyta; Magnoliopsida; Poales; Poaceae
Product: aquaporin TIP1-1
Exons: 2
Coding region: 108-860 (250 amino acids)
Biological process (GO): water transport; transmembrane transport
Cellular component (GO): plant-type vacuole membrane
Molecular function (GO): water channel activity
Source: RefSeq, a predicted model, not a curated record